This is a messenger RNA of Drosophila virilis, 1285 nucleotides long. RefSeq names its product Testis EndoG-Like 1 (gene Tengl1). Lineage: Eukaryota; Metazoa; Arthropoda; Insecta; Diptera; Drosophilidae. Gene Ontology annotation, biological process: apoptotic DNA fragmentation. Gene Ontology annotation, cellular component: nucleus; mitochondrial inner membrane. The record is from RefSeq and is a predicted model, not a curated record. Gene Ontology annotation, molecular function: single-stranded DNA endonuclease activity; nucleic acid binding; RNA endonuclease activity.
AUUUACAACUCUCUAUUUGAAUUCUAAUAAAAACUAACUUAACACGACUUAAAUUUAUAUCGAAAAUUUUAGUUUUAUUUUUUUUUUUUUAAAUUUCAUAAUUUAUUUCGCUGGUGGAGAUGUGGACAUGGACAUAGACAUGCCAUUGAGUGGUAAACUGGCAAUCGUUGCAGCCACAGCCGGUACCUUCUUUGCUUUGGGUGCAUACUAUCAGCACCAGCAUGUGAUCCGCAAUAUUAAGAAACUGGAACAGCGAAAUCCACAUGCCUACUUCAUUCGACGAAAGCUCUAUGCACUGUUGGAUAUCUUCAACGUGAGAGCGAUCAGUGAAUGCUAUGAAGAGAUCGCGGACAAUAAUACGCACAAGAUGGGCGCCGUUAUGAAGUACGGAUUCCCGAGCAUGAACGAGAUAAACCUAAAUGAGACCUUCAACUUUGUUACCUCGUUCGAUCGCCGUAACUCGGCCAUUCAAUGGAUGUGCGAACGCGUCGACCAAUCCAGCUAUACAAAUGCCACGGCACACGAGUAUCAUAGCCUUUCAGUGCGCCGUAGGCCAUUCGGAACGCCCCCAAGCAUCUAUCAGCAGUCGGAGGCAGCGCGUGUUUUCUUCAUGUCGAACAUAAAACCAUUUUUGAGUCGGGGCUUCAAUUCCGGCGUCUGGGAUCGACUGCUGCACUAUGUGCAUGAUAUGGCCCAAAAUCAUGGCGUUGUAUUUGUGUACACUGGAUCCAUUUAUCUGCCACGCGAAAUGAAGAGCAACAACUGGUACCUGGAAUUUCAGCCGGAGGACAAUACGAUUGUCGCCAUACCGACGCAUUUCUUUAAGAUCAUCAUCAUCGAUCCGAAGCACAUCAAUAGCACACCCUAUGCGGAAGCUUAUGUGGUGCCCAACGUGGCCAUCCAUGAUAACACCGAGCUACGCAGUCUGCUCUGUGAUGUACGCGACAUUGAGAAUGCGACCGGAUUGAAAUUCUUUGAGGGCCUCGAUCGCAACUUUGUCAAUACCCAAGUGCCUUCUCCUCAGGGACUGGAAAAUUCUCUAUCUCAAAUAAGUAAUUAGCUGUAAUAAUUGUUAAAGCUCCUUAGUUAAAUAGCUGUUAGCAUUGCCUGAACGCAAUAUCAAAUAUGUUCCCAAUCCAAGUAAUUUGCGCAAGCCAUCAAAAUUUAACAACUUAUGUUUCAUACAGUUAUCAUCAUAUUCGUUAGUCUAUAUUAUUUAUUACUUAAACUAAGGCUUUUCAAAAAUGAUGCCAUUUUUUGGAUAAAUAAAUAUUUCAAAUUAAAA